UAUCGCAACUGUCGCAGUUGCUAAACAUAGCUCGAGUGUCGUCACGUAGCGCAAACUUCGCCAGUGAUAACGAAUAUUUACACUCUUUUGUCUGAAUUUUUCCUUUUUUAAUUCGUGUUUUUUCGAGGAUGGCUGUCGAACUUUUGCUACUCCGAACGGGCAAACCAGCCCUGAGUCAGGUUAUGAGACUUCACACUAGUGCAGUCUGCAAUGCAGUCGCCGAAGCAAAACCAGCAAUCCAAAAAACCUUUGCAAUCUAUAGAUGGAACCCUGAUAAACCUGAAGAGAAACCAACAAUGCAGGAAUACACUAUCGACCUGAAUAAAUGUGGACCUAUGGUUUUGGACGCCUUGAUCAAAAUUAAGAAUGAAGUCGACCCCACCCUUACUUUUCGCCGAUCAUGCAGAGAGGGCAUUUGCGGAUCUUGUGCCAUGAAUAUUGGAGGCUGCAACACUUUAGCCUGCAUCAGUAAAAUAGACACAACUCCAGGCAAAGUAACCAAGAUUUAUCCACUUCCACACAUGUACGUGAUCAAGGAUCUGGUCCCAGACAUGAAUAACUUCUACAAACAAUACCAGUCGAUUCAGCCAUUCCUGCAGCGCAGUGACAACCAUAAAGUUGGAACUCAGCAGUAUCUGCAGUCUGUAGAAGAUCGAAAGAAGUUGGAUGGACUUUACGAAUGUAUUCUUUGUGCCUGUUGCAGCACAUCUUGUCCCAGUUACUGGUGGAACAGUGACAAGUAUCUUGGACCUGCUGUCUUGAUGCAGGCUUAUCGUUGGAUUAUUGAUUCGCGUGAUGAGAAAACUGCUGAACGACUCGAUAAGUUGCGUGACCCAUUCUCAGUAUUUCGAUGCCAUACUAUCAUGAAUUGCACCAAAACCUGUCCGAAGGGUUUGAAUCCAGGAAGAGCCAUUGCCGAAAUAAAAAAAUUGCUGUCAGGAAUCGCAAAGAAGGAGAAACCCGGACUUCAGACGGACGCUCUCCAUCAAUAAGCGUUUAUGUUCCAAUUAGUUUGACAUACUUCUCAUCCGCUUGUUAUCUAAUGACUUUAAUUUCAGGCAGGAAUCAUUGUAUUAGGUGCUACUGUACUCCUUAUCAUAAAAAAACAAUCACUUGAUCAUUAUGCGCUCUGAGAUUCAAUGAACACUUGUCAAGUACCUGAUUUUGAAUGAGAAGUGUAAGGAAGUUUUAUGAAUGCAGUAUUUCGUUUUAAUGUGUAGCACAAUUAACUUAUUUACUUUUUUUUUGUAUGAUUCAGAUGUUUGGUUUAUUGUAAAGAACAGUGAAAUUAAUAAAGAUCGGUUUUUCAAGCUGAAAACUUGCCUCAACAUAAUGCAGGUCUAACCUCCAAAAAAUUUGAAGUACACAUGUAUAAUUUUGUAAAGUGAGAGGCAAGUUUAUUUUUGAUCCUCAGCUUGUGUUUCAACUUUUAAUAUCUUCUCGAAAAAUUGACUUUUUUUUGUUAAAGAACAUCAAAGUUGAAUUCAUUUUAUUUUCAAGUAUGCAUUGAUUGGAGAGGAUUCUCAAGAAGGGCCCUUGAAACACAGGCGAAUUCUUUUAAUGAUCCACCUUAUCUAGACAAACAGGUGGCAAUGGUCUCAGCUACCUUGCUGCUGAUCAACGUAGCAGCUGCUUGAAGAAACAAGCUUACGUCGACUAUUAUGGGCUCCUUCUCCGGAACGCCCCUCAAUCAUCAUUUUCAUGGCCUUGUUACUUCAGAAACUCAGGAUAAAUGAACACAUUUACUUAAAUUCUAGUAUCAUUACAGAUUCUUUGAUUUCGGAAUGAUAAUUGUUUAAUUAACAAAAGAAAGUAUAGAAUUACUGUCCAAUAUUUAUUAUUCAUUUUUGAACUUACAAGUUUGAGGCGUUUUUCAAUUUAUCAUACGUUGAUUCACUAUGAAAAUCACGAAAUAAUAAGCAGUAUUAGGAAAGCUUUUUAAAAGAAAAUAUUCGGAAGAAAGUGAGCAGAUGACAGUAACAGAUUACAUUUAAUUUAAUGUAGAAUUUGCUUUUCGCCACUCGUUUCACUAUACAAAAAUUGCAUUGAUUAUUAAUGUUCCUGAAUAGUAGGCUAUACGCUGAUUGUAUCAAUUUUUCAAGAUAUAUGUGAUAAUUUUCAAGUCAAUGGUAGUACUUCUGAUGUACGGCAUAAGAAUGAGCAACGCUGAAUUUUUGUUGAGAUAAAUCUGUAUAAUGUUCUGAUGAAUCAGAUUAACUUGAAGAACUUAAAGUGUUCUCUACUCAUGUUGUUUUAAAUUGUUAAUAAAUUUUCCUUGAAGGUAA
This is a messenger RNA of Bemisia tabaci, 2285 nucleotides long. RefSeq names its product Succinate dehydrogenase, subunit B (iron-sulfur) (gene SdhB). The record is from RefSeq and is a predicted model, not a curated record. Gene Ontology annotation, cellular component: mitochondrial membrane. Gene Ontology annotation, biological process: tricarboxylic acid cycle; respiratory electron transport chain; aerobic respiration. Gene Ontology annotation, molecular function: 2 iron, 2 sulfur cluster binding; oxidoreductase activity; electron transfer activity. NCBI's taxonomy places the organism in Eukaryota, Metazoa, Arthropoda, Insecta, Hemiptera, Aleyrodidae.